This is a messenger RNA of Cooperia oncophora, 270 nucleotides long. Lineage: Eukaryota; Metazoa; Nematoda; Chromadorea; Rhabditida; Trichostrongylidae. The record is from the annotation of a GenBank genome assembly.
AUGCAAACGGCGGCGAUAGAUGCUUAUGUCAAUGUGGAUUGGGAUGAGUACCAUGUUGGCAAAACGUUGGUUCGGCCGAAAACCAAUGAACCACGUUGGAAUGAAGAAUUCGUCGCGGACGACGUGCACUCUGGUCGAGCUAUCGGUUUCACCGUCUUUCAUAACUGUGUGAUGCCACCAGAUGAUUUCGUGGCGAACACUAGGAUACCAUUCGACGAUCUCAAAAUAGGCAGCACUAAUGAUAUCUGGGUGAGUUUAUCGAUUAAUUGA